Messenger RNA from Penaeus vannamei (Pacific white shrimp), 7376 nucleotides. NCBI's taxonomy places the organism in Eukaryota, Metazoa, Arthropoda, Malacostraca, Decapoda, Penaeidae. The record is from RefSeq and is a predicted model, not a curated record.
CCUGACGAAUCAGGUGGUGGCGCUGAAGGAGAUCCGGCUUCAGGAGGAAGAGGGAGCGCCCUUCACGGCCAUCAGAGAGGCGUCGCUCCUGAAACAGCUCAAACACGCCAACAUAGUCACGUUGCACGACAUCAUCCACACGCGGGAGACCCUCACCUUCGUCUUCGAGUAUGUGCACACGGACCUGUCGCAGUACCUGGAGAAGCACGGGGGCGGCCUGCACCCUCGGAACGUCAAGCUGUUCCUCUUCCAGCUCCUGCGCGGCCUCUCCUACUGCCACCGCCGGAGGAUCCUGCACAGAGACAUCAAACCCCAGAACCUCCUCAUUUCGGAAGUCGGCGAACUCAAGAUCGCAGACUUCGGCCUCGCCCGCGCCAAAUCCGUACCGUCGCACACCUACUCGCACGAGGUGGUGACGCUGUGGUACCGGCCUCCCGACGUCCUGCUGGGAUCCACGGACUACUCGACCUCCCUGGACAUGUGGGGCGUGGGCUGCAUCUUCACCGAAAUGAUCACGGGCGUGCCAGCGUUCCCAGGCGUCCGGGACAUUCAGGACCAACUCGAUAAAAUAUUCAAGGUGGUGGGCACGCCGACCGAGGACACGUGGGCGGGGGUGACGUCCUUGCCCAACUACAAGCCGCACCGCCUCGUGCUGUACCGGCCGCGCAGGCUCGCCUCGCUUUUCCCGAGACUUAAUGACAUUCCUCACGCUGAGUCGCUCGCCAUGCAGUUCCUACAGAUUCAGCCAAACAAGAGGAUAUCCUCCGAAUUAGCUCUCAGACAUAGCUACUUCGCAGACCUUCCUCCAAGCAUAUAUGAUUUAGACCCAGAGCAAUCAAUAUUCUCCGUGGGGGGCGUCCGCGUGGCCCAGGAACUACGGAACUACCCGACGUCGGUGAUCCAGGCGGCAAGGGAGAUCAGGAAAUUGGUCUAGUGCCAAAAGGGGUCCUAAUUUUCCCUUAACAAAUUAGGUCCUGCAAGGAUAUGUCACGGAAAAAAAAACAACCCCGAGAAUAAACAAGCACCGAUAUGCAUCAUCACCUUCCUCCUAUUAUCUUUUUUUUUAUUUCUUAUUCUCGUUCUUCCGUCUUCGUCUUCCUUUUUGUCUUCUUCUAUUUCUUGUUCUGCUACUACUACUUAUUCUUAUUCUUCCUCUUCUUCCAUCUCCUCAAACAAUGCGCAAGUAACUUCAUUGACAUGGAAGUCCUUGCUGCUGAUUACCUUUUAUGGAGGACAAGUCGCAUACGAACAUCACUAAUUCCGGGACAUCAAGAUACAAGUUUAUUUAUAAAGAAAGAAGAAAAGAAAAUAGAAGAAAAAGAGAAUUAAGAGUGUAUUUACGAAAAUAUGUUGCUCGGUUAUCUCUUUUAUGUGACUUUUUAUAGAAACUUUGGAAACAUCAAUGAAGACGAAAUUGUUGUUUGAGGAUUUUUAUCGUUUUUUUUAUAUUAAUCUAUUAUAUAUUGUUUUCUUCUCGGAAAUGAGUUGAUUCCAGCGAGUUUUGACGAGUCUCCUAAUUGGUGGCUGGAGCUCGCUUGGCUGCGGGUUGUAAUCACUUUCUUGAUAUGGCCAGCUAUCCGAAAAAAGAAACACGAUAAAUUCAUUAGAUGGCUAUCCUAGAGUGAUACUUAGAAUCAGAGUAUAUACAAAAAAUGAAAAAAAAAAGAUAUAUCGUAGAAAAAAUAGAUAAAAUUGAAAAGGAAAAAAGAUUAGGCUAUAAAGUUUUAAUUAUAUAUAUAUGAAUUUUCAUGAGACAUGCUAUGCAUGUUUAUUACGAAGUUUUCUUUCACGUAAGGUUAGAUAUUGUUUGAAUUGAUUUCUAAGCGUUUAAACAAAGCCAAAAUCAACCCAGCAUAAAGUGACCCCAGUAGAAGCGGGACAGGCAGCGAGAACGUGUCAAAAAUAUCCUAACUGGCAACAGAUGCUACUGAACAGGUCUUUCCUACACUUAGUGAUAAUAAACGGUAUUUUUCAUCGUUGUAAUGACAGUCACGAAUCGUCACUGUGGAAGAUACAUACGUGAGAGGAUAUAUAACAUAUGGCUUAAGUAACUGCUGCGGAAACAGAUUUAUAGAAUUCGAUAUUGUAAAAAAAAAGAAAAAAAUGAUAUAAGGAAUUCUGUGAAUGCUACAUAGAUGAUCUUUGUACAUGCGGGAUUAUACUUAAUCCAGAAAGAACAAAGAUGGAACCUCAUUUUAUAUGAAUAAAAAAAAAAAGUUUUGAAGUUCCUGAUAUUUGUGGCAAAGGAGGGAACAAAGACGGAAAUCAAAACACACACAAAAUCACUUUAAACCUUCGAGUUCAAAAAAAAAAAAAAAAAAAAAAAAAAAACAAAAGAACUUGUCCCCUCCCGCCUUGAUCAGUUUUGAACAGGAUGUUAUUCCUCACGAUCUUACAGUCUUGGAUUCUAUUAUCUAUCACCGUUUCAAAGGAUCAACCGUAGAAGAGAUAGAAAUAGCUAUAGCGAUAGGCCAAUUUAUCAUUGAAGUAGCGAUAGUGUUCAUAGAUUGUACAAGUAGUAUUAGGAAUAGAGAGGGAAUCUCAACGUGACUAUUAUUCGUAGAUAACUAUCGACAUUUGGAUUAUGUAUUGCGGUUGCUACGUGUUAAAAAUCAUCAUAUGGGUGAUCAGAGUUCACUGUGACCAUUACAGAAAUAGGUGUGAGUGGUAAUGAAUCUAUUGCUUUGUGGAAUUAUUCUUUCUCAUUCAUAUGUUUCUCUUCAUGCGGGCUAACUUGUGCUUAUAAGUUGGGGAAUGUGGUGUGUUGUCAUGUGGUAAUGAAGAUUUUGACAUUUCGUUUUCUUUUCUCGAGAUUCUACGCUUGGCAUGGGAAUUUGUUGGAAUUUGCUUCAUCCUUCGUUUUUCGGUCGGGGCCAAAAAAUCGUGCGGAGUCUUGAUGAUAAAUUCUUCAUCAUUUCGAUCUUUUUAUCAUUCACUGCGCCUUCCUUCUUUUACACGUUUGGUUCCUCCAUUGUGCUUAUCGUAGUUACUCUCUCUCUCUCUCUCUCUCUCUCUCUCUCUCUCUCUCUCUCUCUCUCUCUCUCUCUCUCUCUCUCUCUCUCUCUCUCUCUCUCUCUCUCUCUCUCACCCCCCCCCCCACAUCGCAUUUAGAAUCUAAUUGAAAAUCUCAAUUUCGAUCCUAACUUUGGCAUAAAAGCAUCACAAAAUCGAGAGAUCGCAGCCGUAAGCCUCUUUAUUGCACUCUAUCGUUUGUGUAACAUCCAGGCUCAGGACAUGUGUUCAGCGGGAUGUGGAAGUUGCCGUUAAAGUUGCAGUUAUGCUGUGAAGGUAAAAUAACGCGUGACCGAACGAGUGUGUGUGUGUGUGUGUGUGUGUGUGUGUGUGUGUGUGUGUGUGUGUGUGUGUGUGUGUGUGUGUGUGUGUGUGUGUGUGUGUGUGUGUGUGUGUGUGUGUGUGUGCCUCCUCCCUCCCCCUAGACACGUCCGCCAGAGCCAAGCCCGCACUCGCAAACCGCAAAGAUCAAAACAUAAUACAAAGUAGAGAGAAAGAAACCCUCUUAAGCUGCUUGUCAACGUAUCAUUUUCAACCUCGAAUGUUGCACAGUCCUCCAUUACUUUAUUGCACUGUAGUAGGGCUUUCUUUUCUUUGCACAUUUGCGUAUACAAUACACAUAAUUGCUAUUGAAACUGUGAUAAUGCAUUAAACACAACGUAUACCGAAUGUGACGUUACAUGAUGCAGAGGAGACAUAAUAUAUUGUUAAUAAGUUUAUCUGUUUCACGAUAAGGAAUACUUUUGCAUUUGAAGAAUUGACACUUCAUUUAUAUUUUUAUUGUCUUUUUAUUUUUUAUCAUUAUAUAUAUACAUAUUUUUUUCUGGCGAACCAAAACUAAAAUGACAUUAUUCUAAGCCAAUCAGUAUUUAGUCUAAUAUGCAUCGGAGUGGUGAACACGAAAUAUGUUUUAUAUUGUUUGGCCAACGAGACUGCAAUCAGCGGUAUCACAGAAGUUUUAUGAAUAACAAUUACAACAUCUGUAUUUAUAUCAUACAUUAUGUGUAUUAUACAUUCAUGUUUCUUUCAACUUUAUUAUUAAAAUAUGUGAAAGGGGCCAAAUGUAUGAUUAUUUUUACGUGAUAACCGACGUGCUGACUGUUGAUAACACUCAGUUGAAAAUUAAUGUAGUUGGCUGGAUAGAUGUAAAACUCUGAUACAAUAUACUCGUGAGGUUUUGUCUUCUCUUUGGUGCGUUCAAGGAGAAUUCUAGGAGUUACGUUGAAAAGAUCAUUUAAUCCUCUUUAUUAUUUACAUUUUUACUGCUGAUGUCAUUUUAAUCUUUGUUUUAUUUUCUUGUGUAUAUUCGUUAUACAGCAGUUCUUGACGUUUGGGAAUAUUAAGUAUAUGUAUCAGGAAAAGAGAGUAGCUGCUCAAUAAUGCAAAUUGUAACAGUGCCUGUCUGUGCCCUGUUAGGAACGCGUGGACUGAACCCCUAAUGAUGUCCUUGUAAAUGUGUCUCAGACUUAUUCUAGUUUAUUAUAUAGAAUAAUUAAAAUAUAUGAAGUAUGAGUCUGAUGGAGAAUGUUGAUUUGUUUUGUUUCUCUGAUGUAAAGCUGAAUUGAUGGGAAAGGAUGUAAACAUUUCACUUUCGAAACAUUAUUGGUUUUACUUAUGCACUGCAUUGGAAUUUUCACUUACUGUUAAGUGUAUUUAUGUUUUAAAAAGAUUUCCGUCGAUAUGGUACUUUUAAUAAGGUUCAAAUACGAACUUUUUUCACAAUUCAGAUGACUUGAUGGUUUGUUUGUUGCAGACUUUAUAUAAACGCACUGUCUUCACAUUCUAAUGCCAUACAAUUGGUAUAUGAUUAGGAAAAACUUGCACAAAUUGUGGUGAUGUUAAGCACACACACACACACACACACACACACACACACACACACACACACACACACACACACACACACACACACACACACACACACACACACACACACACACACACACACACAAUUCAUUAUACAUACAUAGUUACACGUAGAAGUGUAGAUACUUUACCAUUCAAGGAAAAUCUCAUAUUUUGUGAAAAGUGUAGAGAGUUAGUAGCCUAUAAUGCUUCUCUGUUUUCUUUAGUUUUAUUAUCAUUCAAAAAGGAUAAAUUUGAUAUCGUUAGAUUGAUAAUUCAAAGAUUUUUUUUUCUGCAGAUACAUUUUAUUUGUGCUUUAACAGUUCUACAAGAAUUAUUUGCAACACGGAUUUUGAAGAACUCUACGACCAGUUAAUUCUUGCAAAAAUACCUGAAAGACAACAAGAAUACUUUAAUACCUACAAUACAACGGAUCUGUUAUCAGUGUUACCAUAUCCCGGCAAUAGAUACAAGCGACUCGGUUUUCCAAGUGAAGAUUUAGCAUUAUAGUGAAAGCGUGAUUCAGUUCCAGGUGCUUAUUGGAUUAAUCAUGAAAGUUGUGUAUUGAACAUUACUUGAAUCUCGUUCAGCCCAUGCUAUAUUAUUUCGUAGAUUAAAACCUUUUCUUAAAUUGAUAUUUUACCUAUCUCAUAUAACUUUGUUUUAUACUUUGUCAAUUCAUUCAUUCUUAGGCGACACGCAUCGUAAAGUUAUCUCACGGUUCUUGAUCUCUUUUGGAAUCUAUUAGUGUACAAAGUCGAAUUCUUUCGAACUGUUUUGAACUUAGAUAUCAGAUUCAGUAGUUGGAAGAAAAUAUGCAGUCACUUGAAUUUACGUAAAUCGUACAUGAUUUACCUUAGUUGGUUUAUCUUAUAUCUUGUAUAGUGAAAUAGAUAACUGCUUAAAUGAAUUUUGACCCGCAAUCUCAUUUCCAUUUCCCAGGAGGGGGAAACAUGCGUAAAGUAGUGCGUUUUAACCUCAACUCAACGAAACAAGUGAAGUCAAUAUACUAGUAGCUACUUCAUAAUAAAUCUUUGCUCAAUCCAUUUUUAUGUUUAUUUUUGUUUUAAUUAAUCAUUCUAUCAAGCAAAACAGAAUAAUGUUACGUAUCAUGAAUCUGCAACGGCAUUUUCACACGUCGGUAUUUCUCUUUCAAAAAACAUCUUCUUUGGGUUCAUGUUUCUUGUAGGGCUGCAGAUGAAUUAGAUUUUAUUACUGCAUACUGUAGUUUUGUAGUUUUAUAUAGAAUGGAUAUAUCAAAGAAGUUUUAUGUCUGCAGUCCCCAGGCAAGUAUAUGGCUUCAAGGAAAGUUGAUAUUAUAUAGGCUUUAUCUGAUGUACUUUGUUAUAUGCUUUGUGUGCCAUGUUACAAUUCUUGGCUUCUCGAUUCAGACACUUGUAAUUAUGCUGUACAGUAUUAAUUAUUAGAGUUCAUGUAAAUUUUUCAAAUUUGUACAUGUGUUCAAGGAUAUGUAAAUCUAUUUUAGGUUUGUACAUGUGUUAUUUCAUGAUGGUUUCAUGGGAGGAAAAUAGGGGAUCUGUUGAAUAAUUAAGGAACUUGAAAAUAUGUAAAUAGGAGAAUUUUUAGCAUAUUAGGACAGAAGGACACGGUUCUACUCGAAAUGUUGUGAUAGCACAGAAACGUCAUAUUCAUUAAAAGUGUAAAUGGAUGUGCCCUGAAGCGACGCAUUCACAAAUUUCCGAAUAUGGCCCCCGAUUUCUGCUAUAGUUCAGGUAUGACUGGAGAAUUCUGACCUUAGUGUUCAUGGUUUUAAGUGUUUCAAAUAAAACAGCUUUUAUAGCCCCCCAAGUAUAUGCCCAGUUUUUUGCACAAUUCUUAUGUACUUUGUCUUUUUUGAGUCUGGUUGAAUGAAAACUUCUAAAAAAAUACAUGCUUACACACAGUUUUUCGUGCUUCUCAAAUGGCACAUAAAUAGUUUAGGAAAAAUUAUAAAAGAUCUUUACAUUUUGAUCUAGAGACUGUGACAAUGCUUUUGACACUGGUAUAAAUAUAUGAUUUGUGAUAUAUGGUUAUUAAGAUAUAUUUAGCCAACCGUUUCUUUUUUGUCUCUUUAUUAUCAAUUCAAAGUUGUUUAUUGAUUUUGUGAUAAUUGUUUUGUUUAUAUUGCGUCAUAUCAUACCAGUAUGAUGUGAAUAUGCAUAGUUUUGUUAAGUAUCCCUAUUUGAUGUAUUACCUAAACGAAUACACUGAAAUAUUCCUGAAAAAAAAUAGAUUUGUAGCUAAUAACACUUUUAGGUGGAUUUUCUAGGUGUUUCAAAUACAAGGAAGAAAAAUAAAAGACAUGUAUAAAAAAAAAAAUAUGGAAAGAAACAGUGUCACUUUAUAAGGACUGGAACGCUAAUUUUAUUUCUUCUUUUUUAUCAUUAUUUCAAUUUUCUCUUAUGAUUUAGUAAAAUGAAUGACAGCCCGAAACCAGGCCUAAGGUUGAAGGCGUCCUGCCAAAGUAGCGGUGGUCAACUUGUGUAUGAAUGAAUGGUUUUAAUACAAAUGUUUAGCAA